Messenger RNA from Acyrthosiphon pisum (pea aphid), 2301 nucleotides. Its product is annotated as arrestin domain-containing protein 3. Gene Ontology annotation, cellular component: cytoplasm. The transcript is spliced from 7 exons. The record is from RefSeq and is a predicted model, not a curated record. Lineage: Eukaryota; Metazoa; Arthropoda; Insecta; Hemiptera; Aphididae. The coding region runs from base 432 to 1661 and encodes 409 amino acids. Gene Ontology annotation, biological process: protein transport.
AAAAUUGCAAUAAUUUAAAUAAAAUUUAAUGAAAUUAUUACAGCAAUGCUGCAAAAGAAAUGUCAUUAUAGUAAUUUGUAAUUUGUGUUAAAUUACUACCCAACACUAAGUAUUACUGUAUUGGUGAUUGGAUCCUAGACUACUGUCCCAUACUCCAAAACAGAACAAACGAUUGAGAGAGAUUUAAUAGAGGUAGACAACUUAAAACCUAAGCAAAUACUCUCGACAAAGCCUAACAAUGUAAGUGCUUAAUAGCACUCUAAUAGCUGAUUAGAUAAAGUCAUGCCAGUCUUGGGCGGAUGAUUCACAUUUCCAAUUACCAAGUCAUUAUUUGUACAGUCAAACGUGAUCACAGUUGAUUGAAUUGUCAUCAGUCUGACCUCCGACAGUUGAUUUUCACAGAAUAUAUCAAAUAUCUGUUUGAAAUUACAAUGGGUGUGCAAAAUGUACAGAUAAUUUUUGAUGAUCCAUCAGCAGUAUUUACGCCUGGCCAAACCAUUACUGGACGAGUUUUAAUUGUGAUUAGUAGUUUAGUGAAAAUCAAAAAUAUAAAAUUGAAAUUCCAAGGAGAAGCUUAUGUCAGAUGGACUGAAACCAAAUCUCAGACUCGGACUCGUCAUAAUAAUCAAAGAGAAAACCAUUCAGUUAGUUAUUCUGCUAGAGAAGAAUAUUUUAAAAAUAAAUUUUUUCUGGUUGGUGCGAAAGGUGAAUCACAAUUAGAAGUUGGUGAAUAUGUCUAUCCAUUUAAUUUUUCUUUACCAGAUGAGUUACCAUCAACAUUUAAAGGUGUUCAUGGAAAAGUAUUAUACAUAGUAAAAGUCAAAAUUAAUAUACCUUGGAGAACGAAUAUAGAGAAAGAAAUAAUGUUUGAAGUUAUUUCUCCUGUACAUUUAAAUAAUGAACCAUCAUUAGCUAAACCCAAGACAGCAUUAAAAGAAAAGUAUUACUGUUGCUGUUUAUGUAAAUCUGGCCCGAUGACGUUGAUUGCCCAUAUUCCUGUUAGUGGUUUUAUACCUGGACAAUCUAUACCGGUAACAGUUGAAUUGGAUAAUAACAGCAAUGUGGAUGUGGAUACUAUUAAAAUAAAGCUGGAUAGAACUUUGGAAUAUAGAUCAGAGUUCCCUAGUACUAAAAUAAACUAUGAACACAAUGAGAUUGUAAACGUAUAUAUAGAUGGUGUAGAAAAACACAAUUCAAAAACAUGUGUGGAACAACUUCAAAUUCCGAAUGGUUUAACGAUACCCAAUUUAAAACAUUGCGAAAUUAUAACUGAUAAAUAUUUCCUAAAUAUUGAGGCUCAUGUUAAAGGUGCACAUUUAAAUGAAGUAGUUUCUAUUAAAAUAAAAUUGGGUAGUACACCAUUGACAAUAGCUAGCAAUGAUCGUCAAUUUGAUAAUUCUUUUCAACCAUCAAAUCCUUUACCGUCUGUGGGUGUUAAUGAGCCAAUUUUGGUUCCUGGAUAUGCUCAACUAGUUGUUCCAAGUAACCAAUUAUAUACUGUGCCUCAGAAUGCAUCUUUUCACAAUCCAGAAAAUGGGAUGACUUUUAUACAAAACAUUCAACUUUCUGAAUUCCCAAAUCCACCACCACCGUACCAAUUUUCAGAGGAUCCACCAGAAAUAACGUCUACGAUUCCAAUAACUUCUAUUGAGAAAUUUUAGAUGGUGAUCUCGAACUAAAAAUGGUGUUAGUUAUUUUCAAUGAUCCCACUACCCACUUGUGAUAAGCAUUGACAAAGACCUUGAGUUCGUUUCAAUAAACAAAUACAGAAAAAAAAAUUAAUUUUGAACAAUGUUUUUGAGAUAUAAUAAACAUUUAUAUGAUAAUCAAUCAUAUCAAUUUGAUGAUUAAAUUAUAUAAUCAAAUAAUAAAACUUUCAUCAAUAAAAUCCAUUCAUCUUGAAAAUUAUUUUGAAUUUGAAUACUUUAAUUGUUAAUUAAUAAAUAUUAGGUAUUAUUGGUUAAUAAAUAGUUAUGUAUAACACAAACAAGUUUCCAUAUAGUAAUACAAUUAAUAAUUAGGAAAUGUGUGAUAAAAAACUGUAUCCGAGUUUAUUGAAUGAACUACACUCUGUCUCAUAAUAUAAAAGUAACCUCAUGCAGUAACUGAUUUUCUUUUUAUUUGGUCGUCUGACCAUCGCCGCUCCAUACAUACUAUUAUGUCCCUGUAUUUUAUAAUAUUCUCAUUUGCCGGGAAACUGUACAAGUUUUGGAAAUCUUGGCUUGCAUUAUUUUAAACUUAAAUAAUUAGAUCAUAUAGAUCUCAAAAUUAAAAUUAAAAAAAAAAAAAAUAAGGUUGCGG